Molecule: messenger RNA, 375 nt
Organism: Temnothorax curvispinosus
Lineage: Eukaryota; Metazoa; Arthropoda; Insecta; Hymenoptera; Formicidae
Product: leukotriene A-4 hydrolase-like
Exons: 4
Coding region: 1-375 (124 amino acids)
Biological process (GO): peptide catabolic process
Cellular component (GO): cytosol
Molecular function (GO): aminopeptidase activity; epoxide hydrolase activity
Source: RefSeq, a predicted model, not a curated record
AUGACGACGUCACCGCAAAUCGCGUGCGCAUUAUUAUCGAUCAAUUUAAUUCUAGAUAGCUACAGAUUAACUAUAUCAAGUGUCACAAAUUUUACUACUGGAACUUCUUUAAAUUAUGAAAUUGGAUAUUGUGGUGCAUAUGGAAGUAAAUUUGCUAUUCAGUUACUACAAAGCGUAGAAAUUUAUAGUAAUCGAUGUACAAUUCAAAUUGAAUAUAAAACAAGUUCAAAUUUUCCUUCAUUAUAUUGGCUAACGCCUGAGCAAACUGCCGAUGGUGAACAUCCCUUUCUACUGUCUCACAACAAGUUAACUAUGCUAGAGCAUGGUUUCCCUGCCAGGAUACACCGUCUGUCAAAUCUACAUACACUGCUAUAA